CUGAACCUCAAUUAAGCACUUAAAUAAGUGUCUCCUCCAUCAAGCCAUGGCUUCACCUGUUCAAGAAAGUGAUAUUGACUUAGAGAAAGGUUCAAUGAUAACAACCCAAAAUGGUCAGGGUGGGCAAUUACCAACCCCGGCUCCCUCAUCAUCUGCCCCUGCCUUGGUCCUUUCAAACUCCGGGAAACGAAUUGACCAAGCAGGGAAAAAGAAGUACGUGAAACAAGUGACAGGCAGACUCAAUGACACAGAGCUUCAUUUAGCCGCUCAAAAGGGCGAUCUUGCAGCCGUGAAGCAAAUUUUUGAUGAUAUUGGUUCUCAAAUGGUUGGAAUGUUUAGUGAGGCCGAGCUGGAGAAAGAGGUGGCAGAGAUUACGGCUUCUGUGAUAAAUGAGGUCAAUGAGUUAGGAGAGACAGCACUGUUUACAGCAGCUGAUAAGGGGCAUCUUGAUGUGGUAAAAGAAUUGUUGAAGCAUUCGAACAAGGAAACCCUCACUAAAAAGAACAGGUCGCUAUUUGAUCCUUUGCAUAUUGCUGCAAGUCAAGGACACCAUGCCAUUGUGCAAGUAUUGUUAGACCACGAUCCUGAACUAAGCAAAACAAUUGGGCCUUCAAAUGCAACACCCCUCAUUACAGCAGCAUCAAGAGGACACACGUCUGUGGUCAAUGAAUUGCUCGUAAAGGACUCGACAUUGGUUGAAAUUUCAAGAUCCAACGGGAAGAACGCAUUGCAUUUAGCUGCCAGGCAAGGGCAUGUAGAUAUUGUGAAGGCAUUGCUUGAAAAAGAUCCACAACUUGCAAGAAGGACGGAUAAGAAAGGACAGACGGCUUUGCAAAUGGCGGUGAAAGGGGUUAAUUGUGAGGUUGUGAAAUUGCUUCUCAAUGCUGAUGCUGCAAUUGUUAUGUUGCCUGAUAAGAAAGGGAAUACUGCUUUACAUGUAGCAACCCGGAAAAAGCGCGUGGAGAUAGUGAACGAGAUGCUGCGCCUUCCUGACAUGAAUGUCAAUGCUCUGACCAGAGACCACAAAACAGCGCUCGACAUCGCAGAAGACCUCCCCCUCUCAGAAGAAUCCUCAGAAAUAAAGGAGAGCCUCUGCCGUUAUGGUGCGGUCAGAGCCAAUGAGUUGAACCAACCAAGAGACGAGCUAAGGAACACGGUCACCCAGAUUAAGAAAGAUAUUCACACCCAGCUAGAACAAACCAAGAGGACCAACAAGAACGUCCACGGCAUUGCCAAGGAGCUCCGGAAGCUCCACCGUGAGGGGAUAAACAAUGCCACAAACUCGGUCACCGUGGUGGCUGUCCUCUUCGCGACGGUGGCCUUCGCCGCCAUCUUCACUGUCCCCGGCGGCGAUGACGACAAUGGGAUGGCCGUCGCCGUGGCCCAUGCCUCCUUCCAGAUCUUCUUCAUCUUCAAUGCCGUAGCCCUCUUCACAUCCCUUGCGGUGGUGGUGGUUCAGAUCACGCUGGUUAGGGGGGAGACGAAGGCAGAGAGAAGGGUGGUGGAGAUCAUCAACAAGUUGAUGUGGCUAGCUUCCGUGUGUACCUCCGUGGCGUUCAUGGCUUCUUCUUACAUUGUGGUGGGGAGGAAGUAUGAGUGGGCUGCAGUGUUGGUUACUUGCGUGGGCGGGACCAUAAUGACGGGGGUGCUCGGGACAAUGACAUUUUAUGUGGUGAGGUCUAGAAAGAUUAGAUCAACAAGGAAGAGAGAGAGGAGCGGUUCAAACUCAUUUCUUCACUCUGAGUUGUCUAAUUCGGAUAUUGACCGGAUUUAUGCCAUCUAAGAGUAAUGAGACUACUUGGUGACUGUUUAGAAUAAGAAGUAUGUACCAAUUGGCCAGGGACGAAGGAUCAAAGGGCUUUCUUUUGGAAUCGUUCUGAUGAAUUAACCUUAACAUGUUUAGCCAGCCAUGCGUAGAUGAGAGAUAAUGGCUGUCUGCUGUCUCAUAUUUUUACUGCUCUGAAAUUUUCAAAAACCUACUGGAAUGCCUCCAUCAAGAGAAGGCAUGCAGAACUAUUGUUUUGUAACAUACUCCAUAUUAACUAUCAAGUUUCAAGCUCAGAGAUCAUGCAUGUUUAAUAAUUGGCAACUUGUGUGUUAAACCGAGAAUGAUAUUGUACAAUACUGAGAUGUCAGGUUUCUGCUAUUAGUUGCAAACUUGCAAAUGCUGGAAAGAGAACAUUCCUUAACGUGAAAAAUGAGAACGCUCCAAAAUGCACAUUUAUGUUUAAACUUUUGCACAGUUGAAA
Messenger RNA from Cuscuta europaea, 2249 nucleotides. The record is from the annotation of a GenBank genome assembly. NCBI's taxonomy places the organism in Eukaryota, Viridiplantae, Streptophyta, Magnoliopsida, Solanales, Convolvulaceae.